Acinonyx jubatus (cheetah) is the source of this 3083-nucleotide messenger RNA. It is a transcript of the gene RNF212B, whose product is annotated as ring finger protein 212B. Lineage: Eukaryota; Metazoa; Chordata; Mammalia; Carnivora; Felidae. The transcript is spliced from 16 exons. The coding region runs from base 1791 to 2786 and encodes 331 amino acids. Gene Ontology annotation, cellular component: synaptonemal complex. Gene Ontology annotation, molecular function: SUMO transferase activity. The record is from RefSeq and is a predicted model, not a curated record. Gene Ontology annotation, biological process: homologous chromosome pairing at meiosis; reciprocal meiotic recombination; protein sumoylation.
AUUACCUGAGCUGAAAUCAAGAGUCAGAUGCUUAACUGAUGCUUAACCCAGGCACCCCAGCUGGAUCUGUUUUCUUCCCAACCUCUCCUCUUCUCUAUCCUCCCUAACUGGGUGAUUUCAUCCAGCCCUAUGACUUUUAGAAAGUCAUAGGACUUUCAGCCCUAGGACAUCUCAGAUAUUUCUCAAAUGUUUAGAUCCAGCCCUCAUCUCGCUCAUAAACUCUAGAUCUAGUCAUCUAAUUGAUAUCUCUGUUUGGAUGUUUAAUAGGCACCUCAAACUUAAUAUAUCUUGUGCCUGCAAGUCCCUCUAAACCUGUUCUUCUUCCAGUAUUCCCCACUUUAGGAAAUGGCACUAGUUGGUCAGGCCAAAUAUUCUGAAGUCAACUUUGACUUGGGUUUCUCUCACAUGCCCUACAUUUUUUGUCUUGUCAGCCAAUCCUGUUAGCUGUAGAUUUACUCUUAUCUAGAAAUAAAUAACUUCUUAUUAUAUCAUCUCCACCGCUACUGCCCAAGUUUAUCACCACUUUACCAUCGGCAAUCCCCUGGACUACUGCAGUAGCUUUCUUUUUUUUUUAAUUUUUAAAAAAAAUGUUUAUUGUAGACCGAGACAGAGUGCAAGUGGGGGAGGGGCAGAGAGAGAGGGAGACACAGGAUCCAAAGCAGGUUCUAGGCUCUGAGCUGUCAACACAGAGCCCUACACGGGGCUCAAACCCAUGAACCGUAAGAUCAUGACCAGAGCCAAAGUCGGACACUUAACUGACUGUGCCACCCAGGCGCCCCUGCAGUAGCUUUCUAAUCAGUCUCCCCGUUUCUAUAUUUGUUCUGUGACAAAUGUCCUCCUCUACACUGUUCUCGACACAGCAGCCAGAAUGAUCCUUUAUAAUCAUAAAUCAGGUCAUGUCACUCCCCUGCUCAAAACCUUCCAGUGGCUGUCCAUCAUACAUAAUAAGAAUCAGAUCUGAAGUCAUCUUUAUCAUGGCCCCAGUGGCCACUCCAAAUUUAUAUCCUUCUUUUCUUCUUUCCACUUAGCCCUACCAGGCUCAUAGGCCUUCUUACUAUUCUUUGAACACUGAGCUCUGCCUCAGGCCUUUGCACUAGCUGGAGCCUCUCAGGAACACUUCCUCCAGACAGUCACAUGCCUUGCUCCCUCAUGUUAUACAUGUUCCUCAGUAAAUGUUGCCUCCUUAACAGAGGGUUGCUCUGACCACCAAAUGGACCUUAUUUUUAUCAUCACUGCUUAAUAUCAUUUGGUUUUUUGCUUGUUUGUUCCUUGUUUGUGUCUCCUAUUAGAAUGUAAGCUCCAGAUUAUUAAACUGAUAAGAACAGAUACUACACUUGAUCUUAGCCAAAAGGCCAAGAAGCAAUGUAAGCUCCAGAUUAUUGAAUUUGUUGUUGUUUUUUUAAUGUUUAUCUACUUUUGAGAGAGAGAUAGAGUGUGAGCGGGGAAGGAGCAGAGAGAGAGGGAGACACAGAAUCCAGAGCAGGCUCCAGGCUCCGAGAUGUCAGCACAGAGCCCAACACAGGGCUCGAACUCAGAACUCAUGAACCACGAGACCGUGACCUGAGCUGAAGUUGUAUGCUGAACCGACUGAGCCACCCAGGUGCCCCGAAUUUGUUGUUUUUAGAGAGAGAAAGAGACAGGCAGAGUGUGACUGGGAGUGGGUCAGAAAGAAGAGGGAGACACAGAAUCUGAAGCAGGUUCCAGGCUCCGAGCUGUCAGCACAGAGCACUGCGCAGGGCUCGAACUCAUGAACCAUAGCCAACCCGAGUGAGCCGCCCAGGCGCCCAUUAAUGGAUUGGUUUCACUGUAACUGGUGUUUUCGAAAAGAUGGAGACAAUUUCUUUGUCACCAGCUGUGGCCAUAUUUUUUGUAAAAAGUGUGUGACUCUGGAAAAAUGUGCUGUUUGUGGAACUGCCUGCAAGCAUCUGGCUCUUUCUGAUAAUCUGAAACCUCAGGAGAAGAUAUACUUCAAAAGCCCUGUGGAGACAGCUUUGCAGUAUUUUAGUCACAUCUCUCAGGUGUGGAGUUUCCAGAAGAAACAAACAGAUCUCCUCAUCGCCUUUUAUAAGCAUAGAAUUACAAAGUUAGAAGCAGCCAUGCAGGAGGCACAGCAGACGGUGACCAGCCAGGAAAAAGAGCUGUCAGUCUUAAAGAAGGAGAAUGGAGAACUGAAGAAAUUUCUUGCCAUCCUAAAGGAAUCUCCAAAUUGGUACCAAGGAAGCAGGUCAGCCACACCUCGACCAGUAGGCAUUACUUCUCCAUCACAGUCAGUUACUCCACGACCCAGUUCUCAGCACAGCAGCCAAGUGGUCAGUCGAUCCUCCUCAGUGGAGUCUGUCCCUUACAGAAUGUCUGGAUUUACUAGCUUGGGACAAGGAGUCAGAGGCCUACAAGGAAAAAGUACUCCCAGAGACUCAUAUAUUGAAACCCCUUCACCAGCUUCCACUCACAGCCUAUCUUAUAGGCCUUCACCUGCCUCUUCUGGACAGGGGAUUUUUUCUUUCAGACCAUCCCUAAAUGGUGGGGAUUCAGGCCACAGAAGAGCCCUUACCCCCAGUAAUUCAGGUCAGAGGGAAAGCAGAACCCCACUAGAGAGUCUUCCUGGUUUCCAGCUACCAGUCCAGCAGGAAGACUUUUUUCAGCACCCCCUUGUCAGACUUACGCACGAGCUGAGCCGCGCCCGCCCAGCCGAGGGCCCAACCGCCGUCAGCAGCGUCGUUGUAAAUGUAGCGCCUAGAGCAACCGGGAACUUGUUCUACAGAUGGAUCAAAUGUCUUGCCACCUGAAAGACGAGGAUCCUAGCUGUCCGGCGCCUUCGGAACACUGCACAGGUGUUCCCAAAGACGAAGUGUCAGAAGGGGGCACUUGUUUGGGACCUACCAGAUCCCCAGGUCCCCUUUCUGUCCCAGUGAAGAGGACCUGGAACUCCACCUCAUAUCUGGGGACCUUGGUUUUCUCUUGUCUAGAAAGGGAUGGCAAUGAAAUGGACUUUUCACCAAAGUGGUAGUCCACACCCCGAAGUUCUGGGCCAAAAGUUUGUAUAUUUAGGAUUCUCCGUCUUCGACUAAAACUUGGGAAUGGUA